UGCCAGCCGCUGCGGUCCUCGUCCUGCCAGUCUGCCUGUUGUGGGAGCUGCCGGCCGUAAAGGGCUACAUCCACGCGGUGUCGGACCAUAACACCAGCAUGGAGUUCUCUGACCUGCCGGCCAUUUUCGGCUACCCACUGUCCCGGCAAGGACUCGUGGGUCUCCUGGUGGAAGCCAGGCCGGCCAACGCCUGCCUGCCCCUCGAGGCGCCUCCGUCCAACAGCAGCGUCUUCAUCGCCCUCGUCCGGCGGUACAACUGCAGCUUUGAUGUCAAGGUCUACCAUGCUCAGCAGGCCGGGUUCCUGGCCGUCAUUGUCCACAACGUCGGCUCAGAUGAUCUGCUCAACAUGGUCUGGGAGGAUGACCAGCUGCGCAGGCGCAUCACGGUCCCUUCCGUCUUCACGAGCGAAACGGCAGCCACCUACCUGCGAAGCCUCUUCACCUACGAGAGAGGGGGCCACGUCGUCCUGAUCCCCGAGUACAUCUUCCCGCUGGGCUACUACCUCAUCCCCUUCACGGGCGUGGUGGGCGUGGUGAUUGCCGUGAUGUGCACCAUCCUGAUUGUUCGGUGUGUCCAACAUCGGAAGAGGAUGCGGAAGGACCGGCUGUCGAAGGAGCAGCUGAAAAAGAUCCCUGUGCACAAGUACAAGAAAGGGGACGAGUAUGACGUCUGCGCCAUCUGCCUGGAAGAGUACGAAGAUGGGGACCGGCUGCGAAUCCUGCCCUGCUCCCACGCCUAUCACUGCAAGUGCGUGGACCCGUGGUUGACCCAGACCAAGAAGACCUGCCCGGUGUGCAAGCAGCGGGUGAUCCGCUCCCCGGAGGACUCGGACUCGGAAGGGGAGGAGGAGGGCACCGACCCAACCGUGCCCGGCCAGAGCGAGGAGAGGGCACCGGACUUGGGGCACGAGGAGGAAGAGGAGGAUUCGGAGCGCACCCCCUUGUUGCGCCCCUCGCCCAGCACAGCUGUGGCCCCCCCCUGCUUUGGCAGCAUGGCCCGGUCGGUCCCCUCCAGCCCCCAGGGGCUUCUGGCCGAGGGUGGGGAGGAGCCGCCCCCCAGCCCUCACUCACAGAGCCAGCUGCUGGUCUAG
Molecule: messenger RNA, 1091 nt
Organism: Protobothrops mucrosquamatus (brown spotted pit viper)
Lineage: Eukaryota; Metazoa; Chordata; Lepidosauria; Squamata; Viperidae
Gene: RNF167
Product: ring finger protein 167
Exons: 9
Coding region: 99-1091 (330 amino acids)
Biological process (GO): ubiquitin-dependent protein catabolic process; protein ubiquitination; positive regulation of DNA-templated transcription
Cellular component (GO): nucleoplasm; cytoplasm
Molecular function (GO): ubiquitin protein ligase activity
Source: RefSeq, a predicted model, not a curated record